GGGGUCAUGUUGUACUUUUGGUCAUUAGGCCCAGUUGCAGCGUCAUUAUUAUGCGACCGGUGCGCGACGUCACACCGCGACUUGCAGUACGCAUGCGAUUCCUUAUUGGUCGUUGAAGCUAAAGCGAUUCAUUUAAGUGAAGGUGUCCGUGCUGUAAUCUGGAUAUAAAUCCUCUUACAUAAAACUGUGCACAGUUAUGUCCACGAGUGAUUUUUAUUUGAGGUACUAUGUGGGCCAUAAAGGUAAAUUCGGCCACGAAUUUCUGGAAUUUGAAUUCAGACCGGACGGCAAGCUGAGAUAUGCAAACAACAGUAACUACAAGAACGACGUCAUGAUCCGAAAAGAGGCUUAUGUUCAUAAAAGCGUGAUGGAAGAGUUGAAGAGAAUCAUUGACGACAGUGAGAUCACAAAAGAAGACGAUGCCUUGUGGCCCCCUCCAGACAGGGUCGGCCGACAGGAACUGGAGAUUGUCAUUGGUGAUGAACACAUUUCAUUCACAACCUCCAAAAUUGGAUCUUUAAUUGACGUCAACCAGUCCAAGGAUCCAGAAGGACUCAGAGUCUUCUACUACCUGGUCCAGGACCUCAAAUGCCUUGUAUUCAGUCUCAUCGGCCUCCACUUCAAAAUCAAGCCCAUCUAACUACCUAGUUGCUUUUAUCCUGGAUGAAAGUCAUUUUAGUUUAUUGUUUGAGCUAUUUUCAAUAUUUGUAUAUUGCUUGGUUUUGCUGUUUUUUUUGUUUUGUUUUUUUUUUAAAUAAAAACUUGUUCAGCUGUU
Megalobrama amblycephala (Wuchang bream) is the source of this 775-nucleotide messenger RNA. It is a transcript of the gene magoh, whose product is annotated as mago homolog, exon junction complex subunit. The transcript has 5 exons. The coding region runs from base 197 to 640 and encodes 147 amino acids. The record is from RefSeq and is a predicted model, not a curated record. NCBI's taxonomy places the organism in Eukaryota, Metazoa, Chordata, Actinopteri, Cypriniformes, Xenocyprididae. Gene Ontology annotation, cellular component: exon-exon junction complex; nucleus; catalytic step 2 spliceosome. Gene Ontology annotation, biological process: RNA splicing.